Pteropus alecto (black flying fox) is the source of this 3008-nucleotide messenger RNA. It is a transcript of the gene POLR3G, whose product is annotated as RNA polymerase III subunit G. Gene Ontology annotation, cellular component: RNA polymerase III complex. The record is from RefSeq and is a predicted model, not a curated record. Lineage: Eukaryota; Metazoa; Chordata; Mammalia; Chiroptera; Pteropodidae. The transcript has 8 exons. The coding region runs from base 188 to 859 and encodes 223 amino acids. Gene Ontology annotation, biological process: transcription by RNA polymerase III; cell population proliferation.
CUAAGCUCUGAGGCCGCGUGGAAGGCGGAGCGCGCUUCUCCAGAGCUGGAAACAGCACCCCUGCGCCGGCGCCUUCUGUCCGCACCCUUUCCUUGCCAGUCGGCACUUCGGCUGCAGUUUUGCCCACGCCUCGAGACUUAGCAGUGUCUUUCAGAAUUUGCCCACUUUCCUGGUAUAACUAAUUCCAAUGGCUGGGAAUAAAGGAAGAGGACGUGCUGCUUAUACCUUCAAUAUUGAAGCAGUUGGAUUUAGCAGAGGUGAAAAGUUACCUGACGUAGUACUGAAACCACCUCCACUAUUUCCUGAUACAGAUUAUAAACCAGUGCCACUGAAAACAGGAGAGGGUGAGGAUUAUUUGCUUGCCUUGAAACAGGAGUUGAGAGAAACUAUGAAAAGAAUGCCUUAUUUUAUAGAAACACCAGAAGAAAAACAAGAUAUUGAAAGAUAUAAUAAAAGAUAUAUGAAGGUGUACAAAGAAGAGUGGAUACCAGAUUGGAGAAGACUCCCAAGAGAGAUGAUGCCAAGGAAAAAAUGCAAAAAAGCAGGCCCAAGCUCCAAAAAGACAAAAGAUACUGGCAAAGAUACUUCACUCAGUAAUACUGAAGAUGUAUUGAAAAAAAUCGAGGAAUUGGAAAAGAAAGGUGAUGGUGAGAAAUCAGAUGAGGAAAAUGAUGAGAAAGAAGGAAGCAAAGAGAAAAGUAAAGAAGGUGAUGAUGAUGAUGAAGAUGAAGCUGCAGAACAAGAGGAAUAUGAUGAAGAAGAGCAAGAAGAGGAAAAUGACUACAUUAAUUCAUACUUUGAAGAUGGAGAUGAUUUUGGCGCAGACAGUGAUGACAACAUGGAUGAAGCAACCUAUUAGCUCUGAAAUUUCUCAAAAAAUAUUUUUAUGAUACAGCUUCUGAACAUUUGGACAGACUUAUUUCUGAUAAGGAAUGAGUAUUUUUGUUCACGUUUUGUUGGACAAAUAUUUACCACUUUGAGUUUACAUAUCAGUUACCUUACCAGUUAGUCUGACAUUCUGACAUUCCUUCUCAACACCUGUUAUCCCUCUUAAGUAUUCAAUUUUUUUUUAGUAUUAUUUGGAUUAGAAUGUGCCUAAAGAGUUUUUGCAUCUUUUAAUCUAUGUAUUCGUCCUUGAACAAAUUAUUAACUGCUGAUCUUUUGUAAAAUAUUAGUAGUCAUCCUAGUGGAUUUCUGUUGAGUUGAUUUAAUAUUGCACAUGGAGCACUUUAAGAAGAAAAACUUGAAUUUGCUUUUUGCUUUUACAUGGCAUGUUUUGUGCUACUACAUUAUGACUACAUAAACCUAUUUGAGCUCUUACAAGUGCAUAUGAGGUUAGAUUUGUGAUCGAAAGCUUGCACACAGGGACAAAUGCCAAAUGGAGCCAUGUAAAUUUCAUAGCUCAUAUCUCAGCCAUUACCUGAAAUGAUUAGUAAAAAUACUUGAAUUUGGGGUUGACUUCCUACCAUAUUUGAAUCAAUCAUCAUCCACUGUAAUAAGUUUGGUAUCUUUGAAUAGUUGGGCUUAUAAAAUAUUAGACUAAGACAACUUAUUUAAAUUUGUACUUUACAAUAGGUAAAGUUCUAGGCAUAUAAAUCUCACUGCAGAAUGCAUGUGUGAAAUCUGUGAGGUGUAAUGGUCUGUUGUUAUUUCAAAAGACUCAUUGCUAUCCAGUUAAUUUAUAUGACAGUGCAGAAUACAACUCAGGUCAUUUUGAAAUUGACUUUUAUUUUAAUUAAAAACUAGCUUCCCUUUUUAUAUUUGAGGAAUGCCUAAAAACCUUAGCCUCUAAAGACUUAAAAUGCCAAAGAUUUUGACAGGAAUUCAUAGUACAUAUUUCAAAAAAGUUUAAUAUUAUCCGCCAAAAGAAACUUAUUUUUCCCUUUGGAAAGAUAGUACCCUUACCCUCUGAGAAUCAGAACCUUAGGUUCUAUUUCUCCUUUGACUGUUAAAUCUUGAAUUUGAGCUUAAGUUUUUUGUAUCUUGGUUUCUUCACUUGUAAACAAUUUCCUAUAUAAAUUGCUUCAACAUUGACUGAAAUUUACUGUAAUCAUUCUCUUAACAUAUAGAAAUGAUCACCUCUUAAAUUUGGUCUUGCCCUCUAAAAAACUGUAGCUUAUAAAAUGUUUGAAAACAGUUUUGAGAAACAAACAUGUUUUCCUCACAAAACAUUGUAACCUGGUUUUCCCAUUUUGUAUUCGGGUAGGGAAAAUUGGGGAACGUUUAUAUUCUCUUGUGCCAUUUUGUAACGUGGCUUUCUCAGGAAAAAGAUCAGUUUCAAUUGUAAUACUUUCUCAGAUAAUUCAAGAUAGGUGUGAGGACCAUCAGACGUUCAGUGCUAUGUUGAUGGUAUGUGAAUUAUUUCUUGUUUAAAGGAACUUGUAAAAUUUUUAAAGAUACUAAAUGGAAAACAUGAAUGUCUACUUUAAAGCAGCAAUCUACUGUACUUAGAAUAGAAACCUCACUUAAAGUUGUUUGUAAUGGGCAAAUAAAGUUAUUUAGGAUUAUUAACAGGUGUUUUAUUCUCUCACCUCCAUAGUACCUUAGCUAAAUAACAUGUUUUAUCUCUGUAGUUUACUUGUUUUAUUGUAAAUUUGCAGAUAAACACUUGAAUAGGGCAAAAACACCAAAAUACAGGUAUUUUUUUCCCCUCAAUCUAUCUCUACGAUUUUGUCCUGCAGAAACCCCUUGGGCAGGUAUUUGCCCUGGAAACCCUAGCCAUCUCUCUUAAAUGCUUUGUCUUUCCCCUUUGGAAAAUAUCUUUACAGGUUUAUAGUAGACUAACGGUAAGAACAGGCAGUAGUAUCUGCAUGUUGCUUUGCCAGCAUGAAUCUUAUUUUUGUGGCUUAAAAUCUCAGUGAAGUUACUCGAAUGGAAAACUUUAAUGCAGAUAACUCAUACAUAAAAAAAGUAUUUGUUGGUGAAGUUUUAAAAUUGCUAUAAAACAAGCCAAAUUUUUGUUGCUAUAAUGCUUUUUUGUAUUUACAUAUUAAAUUCUUACAAAACUG